UUUGUGGUCCUUCACUAGUGAAUCUCUCUCUAUAUAACUCUCUUAUCACUUUCUCCAAUUCUUCAUCUCUCCCCCCUCUUCCCUCUUCAUUUAACACACUACUAGUUUACCCUCUCUUCUCCCUUCCUCUUAUAUUUCACAAUUCAUUGCUCUCAAAACGAACUAGCUAGUUUAAGAGAGAGAGAGAGAGAUACAUAAAGCCAAGCCAUUGAGAAUGUCUAGCAGAAGAUCAAGGCAGUCGUCUGGGGCUUCAAGGAUCACUGAUGAUCAGAUCAUUGAACUUGUUUCCAAGUUAAGGCAACUCCUCCCUGAGAUUCAACAAAGGCGCUCUGAUAAGGUAUCAGCUUCAAAGGUGUUGCAGGAGACCUGCAACUAUAUAAGGAACUUGCACAGGGAGGUCGAUGACUUAAGCGAGCGAUUGUCGCAGCUUUUGGCAACAAUUGAUGCGGAUAGUCCUGAAGCUGCCAUUAUCAGGGGUUUAAUUAUGUAAUAAUUAAUUAAUUAAUUAAAGUACUUAAAUUUUGUAUUAUUAGUUAACUAGCUUACCUAGCUAGUAAUAUUUCUCCUUAUUUUUUCAUGUGACUUGUUAGUUAAUUGGGUUUUGGUCACUAUAUAGACCAAACUAAGUGUUAGAGUAAUUAAUGUAAUUAAUUAAGUUAAUUUGCUUGUGCUGGCAAAGGCUCUUGUUAUUAUUUAUUUAGAUGUAAUUUUAGUUUUUGAUAAUAAUAAAAAUAUGAACUUGAUGU
Messenger RNA from Tripterygium wilfordii, 746 nucleotides. RefSeq names its product transcription factor PRE5-like. The coding region runs from base 215 to 490 and encodes 91 amino acids. NCBI's taxonomy places the organism in Eukaryota, Viridiplantae, Streptophyta, Magnoliopsida, Celastrales, Celastraceae. The transcript has 2 exons. Gene Ontology annotation, biological process: regulation of growth; regulation of DNA-templated transcription. The record is from RefSeq and is a predicted model, not a curated record. Gene Ontology annotation, molecular function: protein dimerization activity.